Molecule: messenger RNA, 1230 nt
Organism: Poeciliopsis prolifica (blackstripe livebearer)
Lineage: Eukaryota; Metazoa; Chordata; Actinopteri; Cyprinodontiformes; Poeciliidae
Product: troponin T, slow skeletal muscle-like
Exons: 15
Coding region: 366-1106 (246 amino acids)
Biological process (GO): regulation of muscle contraction; sarcomere organization; slow-twitch skeletal muscle fiber contraction
Cellular component (GO): troponin complex
Molecular function (GO): tropomyosin binding; troponin T binding
Source: RefSeq, a predicted model, not a curated record
AAAACGUGUGAAAACAUUGAUUUGUUCUUCACACAGCGGGACCUAUAACAUCAGUUUUUUUUGUGUUUUCUCCUCCAGUCCCUCCAGACCUGAGCGGACGGCCAGCAGUCUGGCUGCAGCCUCUCCAGACCGGCCGGCCUGAGCGCCGGCCACCUGCCUUCGUCUCUCAUCGCAGGAGUGAGGUCAGCCACCAACCCUCCACCAGUGAUCCGCAUCCCACCCAGCCUUUUCCAAAUUAAGGAGCGGAUUUACUCGCAGUUACAAAUAGUUUUGUGAGGACAAACGAUUGGAUGUUUUCAUGUGGCUGAUUACUGGGAGUUAUUUACUCAUCGCCGUCGGUGAACAUCCGUUACUGUCCAGUCGCCAUGUCUUUUCCAGAAGAACAUGGAGGCCAUCAGGAGGAUGAUGAAGAGGAGCAGGGAGAGGAAGAAGAACGCCCCAGAUACAAGCCUGUGGUCACACAACUCGCACCGCCAAAAAUCCCGGAAGGAGAGAGGGUUGACUUUGACGAUAUCCACAGGAAGAGGAUGGAGAAGGAUCUGCUGGAGCUGCAAACUCUGAUUGAUGUUCACUUUGAGCAGAGGAAGAAAGAGGAAGAGGAGCUGAUUGGACUCAAAGACAGAAUUGAGAGGAGGAGAGCAGAGAGAGCUGAGCAGCAGCGUGUGAGGGCUGAAAAAGAGCGAGACAGACAGACACGGAUUGCAGAAGAACGACAGAGGAAAGAGGACGAGGAAGCGAAGAAGAGAGCGGACGAUGAGGCCAAGAAGAAGAAAGUGCUCUCCAACAUGGGCGCUCAUUUUGGAGGAUUCCUUGCAAAGGAAGAACAAAGAAGAGGAAAGAGACAAACAGCAAGAGAGAUCAAGAAAAAGACUCUGGCAGAGAGACGGAAGCCACUGAGUAUUGAGAGCCUGAAGGAAGACGGCCUCAGAGAGAGAGCCGAGGAGAUGUGGGAAUGGAUCCAUCAGCUGGAAUCAGAGAAGUUUGACCUCACUGAGAAGAUGAAGAAACAGAAAUAUGAAAUCAACGUCCUUCUGAACAGAAUCCAACAUGCUCAGAAAUUUAAGAAAGGCCAUGGGAAGGGGAAGGUUGGAGGCCGAUGGAAGUGACAUUUCCCACAUUUACACAAUGAAAACUAAGGAGGAGAUUUUCCCCAGCUUGAGCUGUAGUACUUUUCUUGUGUUCAGCUUUUCAAGUUUAAUUGCCCAUUCAGUUAAUAAAAGUCAUGCUUCA